This is a messenger RNA of Nasonia vitripennis (jewel wasp), 2226 nucleotides long. Its product is annotated as putative inorganic phosphate cotransporter. Gene Ontology annotation, molecular function: transmembrane transporter activity. Bases 292 to 1698 code for a protein of 468 amino acids. The record is from RefSeq and is a predicted model, not a curated record. The transcript has 7 exons. Gene Ontology annotation, cellular component: plasma membrane. Gene Ontology annotation, biological process: monoatomic anion transport; transmembrane transport. Lineage: Eukaryota; Metazoa; Arthropoda; Insecta; Hymenoptera; Pteromalidae.
AGUCCGAGAGUGAGAGAGAGCAUCAACGGUGUUUUUCCGAUGGACGUUUUUUCGUAAUUGGCGCGCGGAUUAUGCCGUGUUUCGGGCAAAUAUUUGAAGUGCGAUAAGAGCCGGUGUCAACGGAUCUUUCGGUCUUUUAGAUUCACGAUGGCGACGAUUGAAGUGACGACGCGGAUUUGUGGAAAUAAUAGCUUGUUUAUUUUAUAGUGGCGUGUCCGAGUUUUGCUUCAGCAGUGACAUGUGUGGCUCUUUAGAGGUCGAUUCGGCACGAGGCACGUUCAGGUCUUCCUAAUGUUCCUGGGGAUGAUGAUCGCUUACGCGCUCAGGGUCAUACUGUCGGUGGCCGUCGUCGCCAUGACCAAGCCGGAAACUGCCAAUCCUGACUUCAAGGCCUACAACUGGAGCUCAUCGGAGCAGUCUCUAGUGCUGAGCUCGUUCUUCUGGGGCUACAUCGUGACGCAGGUGCCCUUCGGUUACCUGGCGAACGCCUGGAGUGCUCAGAAGCUGUUGUCGGGUGGUCUCUUCUUCUGCGGUCUCCUGAGCAUCGUCAUCCCUCUGGUAGUUGAUCAGGGCGGCUGGAUAAUCGUCUGCGUUUGUAGAGUCGGUAUGGGUCUGAGUCAGGGUUGCGUGUUACCAGGAAUUCAAACGCUUCUGGCCAGGUGGGUGCCACCGUCCGAAAGGGCCCGACUAGGAACCUUCGCUUACGCGGGUGGCCAGUUGGGCACGGUUCUGACGAUGCCGAUUUCAGGUCAACUCGCCGCGUCCAGCCUGGGCUGGCCCAGCAUUUUCUACGUAUUCGGAGCAUUGGGCAUAGGCUGGGCUGGUCUGUUUCUCACUCUGGGCUCCGACGAGCCUGAAUCUCACUCCAAGAUCAGCGAAGCCGAGAAGCGAUACAUCCGGGAGAGCCUCGGAAAAACCGUUGGUUCCCAGGAUGAAAAGGAGAGACUUCGAACGCCAUGGAAAGAGAUUUUCACAUCGCUGCCAAUGUGGGCAUUGAUUAUCGUCCACUGUGGACAAAAUUGGGGCUUCUGGCUAUUGCUGACGGAGAUACCAACGUACAUGAGUGAAAUUGUUGGAUACAGUAUAAAAGAGAACGGCCUGAUCUCGGCCCUGCCUUACUUGACGAUGUGGAUACUGAGUUUCCCGGCGAGUUGGUUCUCGGACUUGGCGUUGCGCCGUGGUGCACCUCGAGGUGCUAUCCGCAAGGUCAGCAACACCGUGGCUCACUGGGGACCGGCUCUGGCCCUUCUCGCCCUUUGCUUCGUCGACGUGGCUAAUAAGAGUGUGCCCGUCACGCUUCUCAUCAUAGCUGUUGGUCUCAAUGCUGGUGCAAUCUGUGGAUUUCAGAUCAACCAUAUCGAUCUCAGCCCUAACUUUGCUGGUACCAUGAUGUCGAUAACGAAUUGUGUCGCGUCUAUUAUUGCCAUUAUUGCACCGAUCAUCUGUGGGGAGAUCGUUAAGGAGCAGACAAAUGUUGAGCAGUGGCACAUCGUGUUCUACAUUUCUGCCCUGAUCUACUUCUUGGGUAAUCUCGUUUUCAUAGUCUUCGGCAGCGGCGAAGUUCAGUGGUGGAACGAUCCAGCGUCUGCGCCCAUCGAGAUGAGUGGAAAACGGUCGUAUCAAAUAAACACAAUAUCGACAGCUUAUAAUCCAAAUAACAUGACACUGAAGCAGAUAAAAUCCAGCGAAGCGUCUUGAUUUAAGACGCCUAAACUCAAAGAGAUUCUUUAUGAAAAGACUGUCCACAAACAUGUUCGUAUACAUUGUCGUUAUCUUUUUUUUAAACCAUAUAUUGUUGAUUGAAUUUUAGUAAUUUUUAGAUAGUUACUGAGCAAGUCAAUCCAAAGUGUAUUUAUAAAAGUUUAUGGUUAUAUACGCAAACUUAUUAAACGUUGAAAACUUUUUUUAUUUAAUUACAUGCAGGCGAUGUAACAAAGUGGAUUUAAUUUUUGGACUAUAUUGUGUUAAAGAUUGGGAGUAUUUAUAGUAAAAAAAUUUUUUGUGGAUCCAUGAUGUAAAUAUUGUAAAUAUACUAAGACAACCGUAAGCAGUUAUUAUUGUUAAAAGAUAUAAUUAAUUAAACAUACGAACGUACGGUACUAAUGCUAUAAAAAACUUGUAAAAAAAUAUUUCAAUAUUUUGUAUACAAAUAAAAAAUGACUAUGUUGUUAUCAACAAUGUACACAUAAAUAUGGUGAUUUAAUAAAUAGUAGAGUGUUAAAUAUA